AUGGUGAAGUUCGUGUGGAAGAACCUGGUAACUCGGUUCGAGUUGCCCAAGGCCAUUAUUACGGAUAACGGACCUCAGUUCACCGGUAGGAGGUUCCGGGAGUUCUGUGUAGGGCAUGACAUCCAGCUAAGAUUCAGCUCAGUCGCACACCCUCAGACAAACGGGCUGGCAGAGACCGGAACUGGAGAGUCCCCGUACAGCCUGACGUUCGGAACCGAGGCUAUCCCGCCAUUCGAGGUGGCUAUCUCCACCCUUCGGACGAGGAGCUACGACGAGGAAGUCUCAAACGAAGGACUUCGCGCCAGCCUCGACAUGCUCGAGGAGCGACGCGCCGACGCACACCUGAAGGCUCUCUCUUACCAGAGAGCCGUCGCAAGGGUCUACAACAGGAAGGCGAUCGUCGAAGGGGACCUCCUCGGGCAUGUCCACCCCUUGGUCCUCAGGGUGAGGAGCGAAAGGGUUCUCCUCCACCUCGAGACCUGGGUGGCGAGCGCGGAAGCGGGUCGUGGCGAUUCGGUACCCAUAUUCGAAGGAUACCCGCCCCGUCCGCGUCAGCCCAAGCUCGAACCCCUUCGACUUCUUGUAUGCCUCGAGGAGCUCCUUCUCCUUUACGGGUCGAAGUCGGGCCUCCUCCACCAGUGGGACGCUCCGGAGGAGUUCCGGCCGGAGCGGUUCGUGGGCAGCCCGAUCGACGUGAAGGGACACCACUUCGAGCUGCUGCCGUUCGGGGCGGGUCGGCGGAUGUGCCCCGGGAACAGCCUCGGCCUGAAGAUGGUGCAUCUGAGCCUGGCCAAUCUGCUGCACGGGUUCAAAUGGAGGCUACCGCCGGGGAUGACGGCGGAGGAGCUGAAUAUGGAUGAGAUCUUUGGGCUGACGACGCCGCGGAAGGUGCGGCUCCAGGCGGUGGUCGAGCCAAAGCUUCCGGCUCAUCUCUACGGCGCCUGA
Messenger RNA from Musa acuminata AAA Group (dessert banana), 945 nucleotides. Its product is annotated as cytochrome P450 726A27-like. Gene Ontology annotation, molecular function: monooxygenase activity; iron ion binding; oxidoreductase activity, acting on paired donors, with incorporation or reduction of molecular oxygen. Gene Ontology annotation, biological process: DNA integration. Lineage: Eukaryota; Viridiplantae; Streptophyta; Magnoliopsida; Zingiberales; Musaceae. The record is from RefSeq and is a predicted model, not a curated record. The transcript has 3 exons. The coding region runs from base 1 to 945 and encodes 314 amino acids.